Messenger RNA from Zychaea mexicana, 1083 nucleotides. RefSeq lists its product as uncharacterized. The record is from RefSeq and is a predicted model, not a curated record. The transcript has 2 exons. The annotation marks the transcript as partial. Lineage: Eukaryota; Fungi; Mucoromycota; Mucoromycetes; Mucorales; Lichtheimiaceae.
CUCUACGGUGAAGCUAUUGAACAAGUGCCCUGGUUCAAGUACCUUGGUAUCCCGUUUACGGCAGAGGGCAUCGACACCAACCGUUUGAUCCAGACAAACGCUACCAAAACCAUUAGCGCCAUAGUUUUGCUUUGCAAUAUCGGCGCUCAUCAAUACAACUUUGGCCUCGGUCUCGCCCUGCGCCUAUAUCGCAGCUUUGUUCGUCCUGUGCUGGAGUACGGCCUAGCAAUCUUCACCCCAACCGCCACACAAUAUACCGCCCUCGAAAAGGUGCAGAUUCGUUGCAUUCGGUUAGCAUUGAACGUUACCGGCCCUGCUGCCACCACACCAACAAUCGUCCCCCUCCACCUUGCUGACUUGCCGUCAAUCAAACUUCGAGUGCGUAUCUUGCUGUUCAAGUUUUUGUGUCGUGCGUUCCGUUUGCCACCGUCAACCUUGCUCGCAUGUGUCGUUUCUUCAUUUCUUCGUCGCCAUCACCCACCCGACUAUUGGUGCGUCAUGACAACAAAUAAGUUAUGGGUAGACGAAAAAGAAGUAACUCGCCAAGCACCACUGCCACGCGACCCCAUGCAGCACGUAAUCGACAGUCACCACUGGGGGGUAAAAUUGCAAAGCCGCCGCAACUGGUUCUCCACUGUGCGAUGUGCUUUGCCGGAACAGAGAUGGGAUCCAAUCCUGUUUCUGCCCGCCACCAAUUUGGCUCGCCACCGCCUUGUCAAAUGGCGCAUGCAUUGGCUGCCAUCAUAUCCAUUAAAGGAUUGCUGCUGCGGCAAAGUGGGAGCCAACCGACGCCACUACACCAAUGGUUGUCCUCUUUUGGCGCCAAUGGUCAAGCAAUUACGCAACAGUUUCCCUGGGCCUGUGCAAGACGACCAACAUCUGCUGGAUGCAGUCUUCAACAGCUUGCCAAACAAAGCAACAGCACUCAAGAAUGGCCAUUGGCGAUCUAUAUGGCUCGUGCUUCUGCUUACGCUCCGUGAUAUCGACAUUUGCAGUCAUCCAGAUGCCACCUUUAAUCCCGAACCUCAUCCAAGGCAGGUCCUUGAUGGGUUCUUUUCACCACCAUUACCACCACCUACAUAA